AUGGGUGACAUCCAGCCUCACGACAGCAAGACUGUCGAUGCCAUCGGGCAUCAUGAAGAACGUGCCCACCACAUCGACCCCGUUGACCUGAGCCGCAACGUCGAGGCCAAGAUCAAGAACCCUCUUGAAGGGAUUGGUUACGAACAACUUAUGCACGAUGUCGAGGCCUUCUGCGAAGAGAAGGGUCUCCAGAGUGAAGUUGGUCUCUUCCGUAAGGGAGCCCUGGUAGCACAGGACCCCGAGAACUAUGCGACCAUCGGAGGCACCGAGGCUUUGGACGAAGCCGAAAUCCAGGCGUUGCGCGACGAGGUCGAGCACAAGUGGCGCAUGCCAACGAAGCUGUUCUUGACCAUUGCCACUUGCUCUAUUGGUGCUGCCGUCCAGGGAUGGGACCAGACCGGCACGAACGGCGCCAACAUUUUCUUCCCUGCAGAGUAUGGCAUCGGCUCCGACAGCACUCGGGACACCCUCAUCCUCGGUCUUGUCAACGCCGGCCCUUAUCUCGGAAGCGCUCUGCUCGGCUGCUGGCUUUCUGACCCUCUCAACAACUACUUCGGUCGCCGCGGUGUCAUCUUCUUCUCUGCACAUUUCUGUAUCUGGCCUCUCAUCGGCUCGGCCCUUAGUCACAACUGGCAGCAGCAGUUCGUCAACCGUCUUCUCAUGGGUAUCGGAAUGGGAGCCAAGGCUUCCACCGUGCCCAUUUACGCUGCUGAAAACUCGCCUCCAAGCAUUCGAGGCAUUGCUCUUGGUACCGCUUUCAACCUUGCCGUCUACUACGCCAAGUACAACUGGCGUCUUAUGCUUGGUGCCCCGUUCCUCCCCGCCGUCCCUCUCCUCGUCAUGAUCUACUUCUGCCCCGAGUCUCCCCGUUGGCUCAUGAAGAAGGGCCGCUACGUCGCCGCGUGGAAGGCCAUGAUUCAACUUCGAAACCACCCGAUCCAAUGCGCUCGUGAUAUGUACUCCAUCCACGCGCAGCUGCAGCUUGAGGGACAGGUCCUCAGCAAGAACAACUACGCGACUCGCUUCACACAGCUCUUCACCAUCCCUCGUGUCCGUCGCGCGAACUUGGCUGCCUUUACUGUCAUGAUUGCUCAGCAGAUGUGCGGUAUUAAUAUUAUUGCCUUCUACUCAACCACCAUCUUCAAAGACGCAAACAUGGGCGAUUUCGAAGCCCUACUCGGUUCCUUCGGCUUCGGUAUGGUCAACUGGCUCUUUGCCUUCCCAGCCUUCUGGACCAUCGACACCUUCGGACGAAGAUCUCUUCUGCUGUUCACAUUCCCGCAGAUGACGUGGACCCUCUUAGCAGCCGGUCUCUGCACGCUCAUUGAAGCCGGCACAACCCGCACUGCACUCGUAUCGCUCUUCGUGUACCUAUUUGGCGCCUUUUACUCUCCUGGCGAAGGGCCCGAAGUUUACCCUCUGUCUCACCGUGAGAUGGGCAUGGGCUUCGCCGUGGCCACCUGCCUGUUCUGGGCUGCCAUUCUGGGAAUGACCUUCCCAUUCAUCCUUAAGCGUCUUGGCGUCGUUGGCGCGUUCGGACUGUACGCCGGCUUCAAUGUCGUGGCUUUCUUCAUGAUCCUCUUCUGGGUGCCCGAGACCAAGCAGCGCACCCUCGAGGAGCUUGACUGGGUCUUCGCUCUGCCCACCAGCCGCUUCGCCCGCUACCAGGUCCAGAAGGCCAUCCCUUACUUCAUCAGACGCUGGGUCUUCUUCGACCGCAAGGCCACGCUGGAGCCUCUCUACACUUUUCAGAAGUCCCACCGCGCCGAGAACGUCGUCGAGACGAAGAACAGCUCUGACGGUGAGAAGAAGAGCGAGUAG
This is a messenger RNA of Colletotrichum chrysophilum, 1821 nucleotides long. RefSeq lists its product as uncharacterized. Gene Ontology annotation, molecular function: myo-inositol:proton symporter activity. Gene Ontology annotation, biological process: transmembrane transport. The transcript has 9 exons. Gene Ontology annotation, cellular component: membrane. The record is from RefSeq and is a predicted model, not a curated record. Lineage: Eukaryota; Fungi; Ascomycota; Sordariomycetes; Glomerellales; Glomerellaceae. Bases 1 to 1821 code for a protein of 606 amino acids.